This is a messenger RNA of Amaranthus tricolor (Joseph's coat), 529 nucleotides long. RefSeq lists its product as uncharacterized. NCBI's taxonomy places the organism in Eukaryota, Viridiplantae, Streptophyta, Magnoliopsida, Caryophyllales, Amaranthaceae. The transcript is spliced from 2 exons. The record is from RefSeq and is a predicted model, not a curated record. Bases 74 to 529 code for a protein of 151 amino acids.
CCGCAUAGGGAGAAUCUGAAAGUGAUAAUGAAACCGUAGUUCCCAAAGAGGAGAGACAGCAAACCUAUGUCUCAUGGCCACGCAUGAAAGCAAGGAGGAGAAAUCCAAAGGAAAGCAGGUCCACGUGAGGGGAAACAACUCAUGGUAUCUCGACAAUGGGUGUUCCAAGCACAUGACGGGUGACAAAUCUAAAUUUCUAUCACGUGAAAACUAUGAUGGAGGAAUAGUAACCUUCGGUGACAAUAUGAAGGGUGAGAUAAUCGCCAAAGGAAAGGUUGGAAGGUCAAGUUCCCAUGCUAUCAAUAAUGUAUUUUUAGUCGAGAAUUUGAAACAUAACUUACUUAGCAUUUCUCAAUUUUGCGAUAAAGGUAACUCCGUAAACUUUACCUAUGAAAAGUGCAUUAUUUCUAGGAAUAACACAGGAGACACAGUUCUUGAAGGAAUCGGAAAAGGGAACACCUAUGUUGUGGACCUGGACAUUGUUUCCAAAACCAGUCUAUGUGUUAUAGAAGACGACCCACUUUUUUAG